Molecule: messenger RNA, 3177 nt
Organism: Acaromyces ingoldii
Lineage: Eukaryota; Fungi; Basidiomycota; Exobasidiomycetes; Exobasidiales; Cryptobasidiaceae
Exons: 2
Coding region: 106-2895 (929 amino acids)
Biological process (GO): Golgi organization; endosome organization; phosphatidylinositol phosphate biosynthetic process
Cellular component (GO): fungal-type vacuole membrane; endosome; plasma membrane
Molecular function (GO): 1-phosphatidylinositol 4-kinase activity
Source: RefSeq, a predicted model, not a curated record
CACGCACGCACAAAUAGGGUGCUGACAGGAGAGAGAGAGAGAGGAGGCCAGCCACAGACAGCCCCUUCCGUCCCUUCUCCUCGUUUGCAGUAUAGGAGACGCAAGAUGGCAGCAGCCUCGCGCGGGAGUGUGGACGACGAAGAAGCCACGCCGCUCCUUGGGUCUCGCACAUCGACGGAGACGGCGGCGGCAGCGACCACGACGACUGCAGAGGACCUGGACGCACGCUUCAAGCGAUGGCUCGACUACGUCGCCCGUCUGGCCAAACGGGGCAAGGGUGACCGGGUCGAGUCGACAGCGAGCUUGCUCGUAAGCGUAUUUGAAAAGGAACCCGAAGAUGCGCAGUGGUCCGUCGCGCCUCCCCUCGUCGGCACCGGCAAGGUCGACUGGGACGGCUUCAUCUCCCAGGCUGCUUUCCAAGAGCAGCUCUUCCAGGUCAAAAGGGCCAUCACGAGGGGUGUGCAUCCCAAGAUGAUCCAGACGGGCAGCUCAGGGUCCUACUUUGCCCGCGUCCUGGUCGAUGAGGAGGACGAAGGUGACGGCGCGCAUCUCACAACACAGGAACCUGGCUCAGAGCUUACGGAUGGGAAUCAGAAAGGGCAAGGAAGGAUCAACGGCGCACAGACAAGAGCCACUGGCGACCACAAGCACCACCGCACACGAACUGUGGCCGUUUUCAAGCCAAACGACGAGGAGCCGUACGGGAACCUGAAUCCCAAGCGGGUGCUGUUGCGACGCUACCUGUGGUGGGCAAUGGGUCGGCCCUGCCUCAUUCCCUCGUUUUCCUACCUCUCUGAGGUUGGCGCCUCGCUGCUCGACGAUCGCCUCUCCCUCGGCAUCGUGCCCAGCACCCGUCUCGUCGCGCUGUCCAGCGAGGCCUUUUCCUACCCGCGCGCAGACCGCGAGCGACGGCUGUUUCGCGAAAAGAUGGGCUCCUACCAGCACUUUCUCUCUGGCUACGUCAACGCCAGCACCUUUCUCCGUGCCCAUCCGUGGCCCAGUCGGCCCAGGAGCCUGCUCGAACAGGACCUCGAGGCCGAAAACACGGCACAUGGGCGAGCGAGGACGAGAAAGGGAAGGGCAAAGCGGCGGAGACAGGCCAUCAAGAGGAAGAAGGAGCGGCGAGGCUGCCUCGGCCCGCUCUUCAGCUGCUAUUUCCCGAGUCGUGACGGCGUUGACGAUGGUCAAGAACUCGGAAGGGACAGGCUUGGCGACGGAAACGGGGAAGAAGAGGAAGAGGAAGAAGACGACGAUGAUGAUGAAGAGGAGGAAGAGCAGGGCUUCGUCUGGACUAGAGAGCUGAUGCAGGACUUCCGGCUUGAGCUCGAGAAGCUCGUCUGCUUCGACUACCUCCUCCGCAAUACCGACCGUGGCCUAGACAACUUCAUGGUCAAGAUCACCAAACCUGCCGAAGGAGGCCAGGCCAGCAGUCGCUUGAGGCUGGCUGCCAUCGACAACAGCCUCGCCUUUCCCUGGAAGCACCCCGCGGGCAUUCGGUCCUACCCAUGGGGCUGGCUCUACCUGCCGACCGACCUCAUCGGCGGCUCGUUCAGCGACGAGACCCGCUCGGCCUUUAUAUCUCGCCUCUCUGACGCCGCCUGGUGGCAUACGACGACGGAGCAGCUGCACGAUCUCUUUCAGCAGGACCCACACUUUGACGAGGCCAAGUUCAAGGGCCAGAUGGACGUCCUCCGCGGCCAGGGCUACAACCUGCUGCAGAGCCUGCGCAACGACGACGAGGGCCCGCUGGAGCUGUGCGCUCGGACAAAGCAGCUGGUCAGGCAGGAUCACAAGGAGCUCAAGCGCGUCCAGGCAGAGGCGCUCCAAGGUGCCCACCUCCGGCUCCACCCCAAGCCCAUCGUCGUCCUCAAGCAGACCGGGGACAUGGCUCCUCCUCCGCCUAUUUCUCGCACGACUUCAGCCGAGAAGAAGAAGCCUGUCCAGAUCGCCUCCCCUGCAAAGAAGAAGGCGACGACGACGACAACGAGCGCCGCCCUCGACGACCUCCAGCCGCGAUCGCUCCCGGAGACGACGUCUGCCAUGCCCGGCCCACAGCGGAGGCCGUCGGCCAUCGACAAUGUCUCGUCGCCCACGCGGCGAUACAGGAGUGAGACGGGAGAAGCCGGCGACGGGUCGGGCGACGCUGGCGAGGGUGACGGAGGAGAAGAAGAAGAAGUAGGGGGAGGCGACGAGGAGGAAGAGCGCCGCAUCGGCUCGGCGUACCGAGAAGCAGGCUCAGGCCUCGGCAUUGACGUGCUGGCUGAAUUUGACAAGCGGAGCAGCCACUCGCGUGCGUCUCGGCGGAGCCGGAGCAAGUCAAAGGCCCCCGUCAGGCCCCGGCUGAAGACGGCCCUCACGGCUGCGCCAUUCUUCAAGGGCGACGAGAGCCAGCACCAGCAGCUGCCUGCAGUGGCACGGCGGACGUAUGGCUCGAGCGGCGAAGCGGCCAUGCGGAGCGGCGGACUCAUGUAUGACCCCACCACGUCCUCUUCCUCCUCCUCGUCGAGGGCGCACAACUUCCAGAGCAUCCAAGCCGUCGUCGAGCGGGCCAACCGGCCGGGACCAUCUGCUACCGAGGACGACGACGAAGCAGGAGCAGCAGCAGACGGCGACGCAGAGAGCAGGAUGAAUAUGUCUAUCGCGAGCCUGCCCGGUGAUAGCGCGACGAGGGAUUCAGCCUCCGGCGACGGUGCCUUUGGAGCAGCGAGGACGAGGACGCGGGGCUCGAGCGUGGGUGCCUGGGCUGAUGACUCGUCGGACACGACAUGGGACGAAGGAGCAGGAGGGCCCGCGAGAGGAGCAAGGGCGCCCCAGGAGAAGCUCAAGCUUGUCGUCGUGGAACGACUCGAGGCAGACGAGGGCGUCGCUUGGCAGACCUACCUGGGACUUCAGUAGAUCCGGCCUGCGCCUGUCCAUUGCUGCUGAACUGUGUUCACUGUUUGCAGAUACCCCCUUACACGCUCUAUGCUUCUCUUCAUUCCUACCAAUACUAGCUUGCUCCGAGUACUUUAAGCCGAAGAUCGUGGCGUGCCCGAAGAUGCGUACUGCACCCCUUUGCCUUCCUUGUCCUCAACCUGCGUGCCUAGCUGUCUUCAAAGUAGCCUGAAAACUUUCGAUACGGGCGAUCUUUCAUGCUCCUCUUGAAGGUCAUCUGUUUUGCCGGUCAUCUCUUCCGCC